Molecule: messenger RNA, 762 nt
Organism: Penicillium robsamsonii
Lineage: Eukaryota; Fungi; Ascomycota; Eurotiomycetes; Eurotiales; Aspergillaceae
Product: nitroreductase family protein
Exons: 3
Coding region: 1-762 (253 amino acids)
Biological process (GO): cellular response to oxidative stress
Source: RefSeq, a predicted model, not a curated record
AUGACAACCCGCCUGCAAGUCCCUCUAAAUGCCAUCACCUGCGCACUAUCCAGAACCAGUCCUACACGUCCGGUAUCCACCCGCCAAGCCCAUCUAUAUCGAACUCCAACACCUCGUCCAUUCUCCUCAGCCCCAGCAAACAUGUCCGGCCUAAUUGAUCUAGCUAAAAACAGGCGCACGAUCUAUAAGCUCGACAAGAAAAGUCCAGUCCCAGACUCCAAAAUCGAGGAGCUUGUCAAUGCCGCCAUCCUGCAUGUUCCCAGUGCAUUCAAUACCCAGUCUACACGCCUAGUCGUGCUCUUACAUGAACAGCACGAUAGACUGUGGGAUAUCGCCAUCGAGACUUUCCAAGGUCUUGUUAAUGGAGGUAAAAUUUCGCAAGAGAUGUGGGAGAAGCAGACGUUGCCCAAGCUACUUGGUUUUAAGGGGGCAUAUGGAACGGUCCUCUUCUACGAAGACCCAGCACACAUCAAACCCAUGCAGGAGAAAUUUGCUACAUACAAGGAUAACUUCCUGCCGUGGGCGGACCACUCCAAUGCUAUGCACCAGUACUUUCUCUGGACGGGCCUUGAAGCGCUCGGCUUCGGUGCAAACUUGCAGCACUACAGCCCGCUCAUUGACGCUGGCGUUGCAAAGCAGUGGGACCUGCCCAGUGAAUGGCGGAAUGUUGCUCAGCUAGUCUUUGGGGGUCCUGGAAAUGAUGCUGGAGAGAAGGUACAGAAGCCUGUUGAGGAAAGGGUUAAGAUUUUUGGGAAGCUGUAG